Tauraco erythrolophus (red-crested turaco) is the source of this 823-nucleotide messenger RNA. The record is from RefSeq and is a predicted model, not a curated record. Lineage: Eukaryota; Metazoa; Chordata; Aves; Musophagiformes; Musophagidae.
CUAUGCUCCUUGGUGUUCAGCUUGCCAACAGAUGGAGUUGAUAUGGGAGAGUUUUGCAAAGGAGAGUGAACAUCUAGGUAUCACCGUGGGAAAGGUGGACGUCACUCAAGAACCAGGCUUGAGUGGUCGUUUCUAUAUCACAACACUUCCUACAAUUUACCAUGCAAACGAUGGAGUAUUUCGCAGAUAUCGAGGCUCACGAACAUUGGAAGAUCUUCAAGGUUAUGUUUUAGAGAGAAAAUGGGAAGCUGUGGAGCCCGUAGCAGGCUGGAAGUCUCCAUCUUCUAUAAUAAUGCAUGGUAUGGCAGGGCUAUUUAACCUCUCUGGAUGGAUCAGGCAAAUUCAUAGCUACCUCACUGGCACUCUUGGGAUUCAUGUUUGGAUUUCUUACUCAAUCUUCAUCUUAGCUAUCUUACUGAUCGGCCUGUUCCUGGGUUUGAUACUGGUUUUGAUUUCAGACUGCCUUUGCCCCUCCAAGUCAAGAUACAGAGCUGAAACAUCUGAAGCAAUUACGAAGGAUAAUGUGGAGAACGCAGCAUUGGAAGAACCGGAGGAGGCUGCAGAGCUUUCCGCGGAUGAUGCGGAGGAGACUGCGGAAGAAACUGCGGAUGAUGGGGAAGAGACUGCAGAUGUGAAAGAUCUCUCAGAUGGAGAAGAUGUGGCAAAUUCAAGUGCUGAUGACUCAGAGGAGGAUUUGGCACUUGGAAAAGAAUCAGGGGAAAAAGAAAUGGAAGACUUAAGUGAACAACAGCCUGUAGCUGGUUCAGAGACUGAAAGCUCAGUAAGACAGCGUAAGAGCCAGGUGGCUGAUCAGGAACUGUAG